Cylindrotheca closterium is the source of this 297-nucleotide messenger RNA. The record is from the annotation of a GenBank genome assembly. Lineage: Eukaryota; Bacillariophyta; Bacillariophyceae; Bacillariales; Bacillariaceae.
AUGGGUGAGCAUGCAACAAAAGUGGGGGCCAAGAAGACCCACCUCUACGGUAAAGGCCGCUGUGCCACCAUCACACAUGUCAAGAAGGUGGUGGCCAAUUUUGACGCCUUCAGUCGCUUUGCCGUCAAGGACUUUGAUCUUGACUGCCCUCCCCAUAUCAUCAAACUCUACGAUUGCUUCAUGGAAGCCUUGUCCACCAAUGAAGUCACCAUGUGGGAAAACACCACUGACAUGACCGAUGUGCCAAUGGGCAUCCUUCAGGUGCCUGGUACCAUUGGGAGCAUCAGACAAUCAUGA